UUUGAGCAAGAAGUGAAUUUGCGUGUGGCAAUCCUUUGAUUAAUCUCAUCAAGUUCAGAAUUAAAAGUUCAAAAUGAAAGUUGUAGUGGUGUUUACAAUUUCAAUUAUACUUUUUGGGGUGAAGGCAUGGUCAGCAGUUAGGAACCCUUUUGAGAUUGAAAAGGAGCCCCAACGGACAAUGCAUACAAUUACAGAUUGCAUGCACGUGACGUCAGAGGAAGGAGACUUUUUGUACCGGAAGGAACCAGAGCCACCCAUAAUACAUCAAAGUUCAAAAAGGUCCUCACCUAUGGAAGUAUGUGGUCUCUAUGUGAUUGCAGCACCUGAGCAAAUCAUCGAACUCUCUGUAAAAUUCAGCAACAUCCCCUGCGAAAGUGGCGCUCUAAUGGCAUUUGUCGACGGAUGGGAACUCAAUGGCCAGUACUUUCCGGGUAUACAUGAUCACCACUUGGACAUCAAGGAUCGCGUUAAGGAGUUUUGCAAUGAGAACUUCAAUUGGUUCCCCAACUAUCACAUUGCACCGAAAAUUUACAGAUCAAGCCAAAAUGCAGCCCUUAUUCAGUACCGGAUACCACUACAUGGAUCUUUUCACGUUAACGUCCGAUUUAGGACAAAUCCCAAACCUUGCCACAUUAUGGCCGAGGGAUUGGCUCCAUUUUAUCGACUUCAGAGUUCAGAAAUGUCUCCAAAUUGUACAAUUACUGCACUUUUUCCUGCUGUGGUGUCAAUUUUAGGUCUUAAAGUCAGCCGAAAUACGGAUCUAACCAAUGAGUGCACCUCCAAGAGCGGUGAAGUCAAUCAACUGAGCAUCGGAGGAUCACCUGGUUUAGAUUCAUUUAGCAUGGAAAAGACAAGUUCCAUUUGUGGCCACACAGACAAGGUGGGUCCUGAGCAAGCAAUAUUCUGCGAUGUAACAUCAAUUCGAUUGGAGUCCAGCUCAAGAGCAAAUAACAUUGCUCUGAUAUCAGUCCGGCCAGCUACUGAAAAUGACCUCGACAUUGCCACACUUGUCUGCUAAUUUGUUUAUUUUUUUUUUCAACAUUAUUUCUCUAUCAUUCGCCACAUCAUUACAUAUUUCAGU
Messenger RNA from Lutzomyia longipalpis, 1081 nucleotides. RefSeq names its product corticotropin-releasing factor-binding protein. The transcript is spliced from 6 exons. Gene Ontology annotation, molecular function: corticotropin-releasing hormone binding. Bases 74 to 1018 code for a protein of 314 amino acids. Lineage: Eukaryota; Metazoa; Arthropoda; Insecta; Diptera; Psychodidae. The record is from RefSeq and is a predicted model, not a curated record. Gene Ontology annotation, biological process: hormone-mediated signaling pathway; negative regulation of corticotropin-releasing hormone receptor activity; negative regulation of corticotropin secretion.